AUGGGGAACUACAUCUCUUGCACCCUAUCAUCCUCACCAGGCAAAGCUCCAACAGUAAUCUUCCCAAAUGGAAAAACCCAACAAUUCCACCAACCCAUCAAAGCCGCCGAACUCAUGCUCGAGAAACCCAACUUCUUCCUCGUCAACUCUCUCUCUCUCCAAAUCGGCCGGAGAUUCUCAGCCCUCAACGCCGACGAAGACCUCGAGACUUCCAACGUCUACCUCAUGUUCCCCAUGAAGAGAUUCAAUUCCGUCAUCAAUUCCGCCGACUUGGGCCCACUCUUCCUCGCCGCCAACAAGGUCUCCGCCGCCGCCGCCGGCGGAAUUCUUAGGGUGGCGCCGCAGCCGGAGAAGGAGGAGGAGAAUGACGUGGAAGAUGGUUUGGCGGCGGAGUUUAUGAAGCGUAGGUUGUCUGUGUGCAGGUUGAGGAAACCGUUGUUGGAGACGCUUGUGGAAGAACCUGUUUGGUCGAGGUGA
This is a messenger RNA of Camellia sinensis, 477 nucleotides long. RefSeq lists its product as uncharacterized. NCBI's taxonomy places the organism in Eukaryota, Viridiplantae, Streptophyta, Magnoliopsida, Ericales, Theaceae. The record is from RefSeq and is a predicted model, not a curated record.